UUGGCACCGGCCGUCCCAGGCAGAGCACCGCGGUGAUUCGUUCUCCUGGUGGAGAGAGCUGGAAGGAAGGAGUCGGCGCGCAAAUAAUGAAGGAGCACGGGGCCACCUUCAGUAGCUCCGGGAUCAGCGGCGGCAGCGGGGACUCGGCUAUGCACAGCCUGCAGCCGCUCCAGCCUAACUACAUGCCUGUGUGUUUGUUUGCAGAAGAAUCUUAUCAAAAAUUAGCAAUGGAGACGCUGGAGGAAUUGGACUGGUGCUUAGACCAGCUAGAGACCAUCCAGACCUACCGCUCUGUCAGUGAGAUGGCUUCGAACAAGUUCAAAAGAAUGCUGAACCGGGAGCUGACACACCUUUCAGAGAUGAGCCGAUCAGGGAACCAGGUUUCUGAAUACAUUUCAAAUACUUUCUUAGACAAGCAGAAUGAUGUGGAGAUUCCAUCUCCUACCCAGAAAGACCGAGAGAAGAAGAAAAAGCAACAGCUCAUGACACAGAUAAGCGGUGUGAAAAAACUAAUGCAUAGUUCAAGCUUGAACAAUACAAGCAUCUCACGCUUUGGAGUCAACACGGAAAACGAAGAUCAUCUGGCCAAGGAGCUGGAAGACCUGAACAAAUGGGGCCUUAACAUCUUCAAUGUGGCUGGAUAUUCACACAAUAGGCCCCUCACAUGCAUCAUGUAUGCCAUAUUCCAGGAAAGAGACCUCCUAAAGACAUUCAAAAUCUCAUCUGAUACAUUUGUAACCUACAUGAUGACUUUAGAAGACCAUUACCAUUCUGAUGUGGCAUAUCAUAACAGCCUACACGCUGCUGAUGUAGCCCAGUCAACCCAUGUUCUUCUUUCUACGCCAGCAUUAGAUGCCGUCUUCACCGAUUUGGAAAUUCUGGCCGCCAUUUUUGCAGCUGCUAUCCAUGACGUCGAUCACCCUGGAGUCUCCAACCAGUUUCUCAUCAACACAAAUUCAGAACUCGCUUUGAUGUAUAAUGAUGAAUCUGUGUUGGAAAACCAUCACCUUGCUGUGGGUUUCAAACUGCUGCAGGAAGAACACUGUGACAUCUUCCAGAAUCUCAGCAAGAAGCAACGCCAGACGCUCAGGAAAAUGGUUAUCGACAUGGUGUUAGCAACGGAUAUGUCCAAACAUAUGAGUCUGCUGGCAGAUCUGAAGACAAUGGUAGAAACAAAGAAAGUUACAAGUUCAGGUGUUCUUCUCCUGGACAACUACACGGAUCGUAUACAGGUCCUUCGCAACAUGGUACACUGUGCAGACCUGAGCAACCCCACCAAGUCCUUGGAAUUGUAUCGGCAGUGGACAGACCGCAUCAUGGAGGAAUUUUUCCAGCAGGGCGACAAAGAGCGGGAGAGGGGAAUGGAGAUUAGCCCAAUGUGCGACAAGCACACGGCUUCUGUGGAAAAAUCCCAGGUUGGUUUCAUUGACUACAUCGUGCAUCCACUGUGGGAGACCUGGGCAGAUCUGGUGCAGCCUGACGCCCAGGACAUUCUGGAUACAUUAGAAGAUAACAGGAACUGGUAUCAGAGCAUGAUACCCCAGAGUCCCUCCCCACCGCUGGACGAGCAGAACAGAGACUGUCAAGGUCUGAUGGAGAAGUUUCAGUUUGAACUGACCCUUGAAGAGGAGGAUUCCGAAGGCCCUGACAAAGAGGGAGAGGGUCACAAUUAUUUCAGCAGCACAAAGACACUUUGUGUGAUUGACCCUGACCAUAGGGAUUCGCUAGGAGAGACUGAUGGAGACACUGGGGCAGAAGACAAGUCCCCGACUGACACAUAAUUGCCUUCUCCGUGUGGAGAUGAACAUUCCACCUUUACCAAGCAUGCCAGCUGGACAGUAGGGCCAGCCCAUCAUGGGGGCGUAGGCCUGCACGGGACAAGGGCCAUGUGGCCUUUCCAGUUACUUGAGUUGGGAGCCAGAAUGCGAGACCAUGAAGCAAACAGCAGUUCAGAAAAUCCCACGGUUGACUUGCCUUGUUUGCAAGCUUAGUGGAGAGCUGAAGCUUUAUCUGGUACUGGAGGCCAAGGUCAGAUCCUGAGUAAAUGGCUUGAAAAUGGAAGACACAAAACUGAGAGAUUUUUUUCUGCACUAAAUUUUGGGAAUCUGUCCCCCCUAGUGACUGAACUGACUGAUUAAUAACUUCAUUUAUGAACCUGCUCACCUGUCCCCUUGUCUGCCAACCUGUGUGCCUUUUUUGUAAAACAUUUUCACGUCUUUAAAAUGCCUGUUGAAUACCUAGAGUUUAGUAUCAACUUCUACACAGAUAAGCGUUCAAAGUUGACAUAAACUUUUUUGACUCUUUCUGGGGGAAAAAAAAGGAAAGAAAAUGGUCUUCCUUCUUUCUUGGGCAAUAUCUUUCACUUUACUACAGUUACUUUUGCAAAUAGAAAGGAUACGCUUCUAACCACAUUCUACUUCCUUCCCCUAUGGUCCCAUCCAGCUUCACAGUUGCCCGUAUAACUUAUCUCUGUCUGCCUGCUUACAGCAGUAUUUUUUUUCUCCUCUUAGAACUUCACUUUUUGUGCUGCAAACAGAAUAAAAGUGAACAAACUAAGAGGUAGGAAGGGGUAGUCAUGUCAUUCCCAAUAACAGUCUGUGUAAAAUUCAGCUCGAUGAGGCAGUGCGCCAUGUUGUGUCCCGUAGCCCUGAGCCACUGGGCCCCGCACACACACCCCAUCCUGUCCCCUCCCCCCUCGUUCUCUACCCAGUGACACACCGUUUCCAAUUCGAUGCUGCCGUCUUUCUCUUGAACUGCCUUCUGCGCUAACACCUCCAUUUCUGUUUAUAACAGUAUAUUUAUUACUUCAUGUAUAUAAUGUAAUGUUUUGUAAGUUAUUAAUUUAUAUAUCUAACAUUGCCUGCCAAUGGUGGUGUUACAUUUGUGUAGAAAACUCUGCCUAAGAGUUGCGACUUUUCUUGUAACAUUUUGUAUGGUGUAUUAUAUAACCUGGAAAUCGCUUAAGAGAGACAUACGACCCCCUCCCCGGUGAGGACAUCUGUGGGCUUUUAUUCAGAAGGUCUGCCCUCUUCCCUGUCGGAGUUGCUCAUACUGCACAACCCCUUUGUGAACCAGUUUUGGAAAUAGGAUUCUCACAUUCGAUACUAAAUGGUUUAUACUGAGCUUUUACUUUUGUAUAGUUUGAUAGGGGUAGGGGGCAAGGGGAUGUAGUUUUCACCCAUGUUCUAUCCAAAUCUGUGUCCGCGUGAGUUGGGUUAUAACUGGGUUCUACUCUCAUUGUGGCUUUGGUUUAAACAGCAACACUACAUUUGCUCACAGACGGUUCUUCUAAGUGUUCCCAAACUACUGAUUUUGAAGCAAAAGCCUCCUGCCAGCCGUUAAGCAGGAAUGUCAUGUUCCAAUUAAUUACAAAAAAAAAACAACCAAACAAUAAAACAAUGUGAAUUUUAUAAUAAAAUGUGAACUGAUAUAGUAAAUUAUGCAAAUGUGAAGCUUCUGAUAACACUUGUUAGGCCUCUCAUUGGCUUCCGUCUCCCAUUUGUAAAAUAUAUUCCAAGCUUUCAGUUCAGCAUUGUAACUCACUAGUUAAAGAAAUGGCACAAAUGUGCAUGACCAAUGGGUUUGUAUGUCUAUUUACACUGCAUAUUUCAGGUGGACAUUUUAUUGUUUUCAAAAGUUUCUCACAAUGUAUGUUAUAGUAUUAUUAUUAUAUAUUGUGCUCAGAUGCAUUCGUAAGAGACUUUUAUAUGAAGUGAAUAAACAAAAGCAUGAUUAGAUUAGA
This is a messenger RNA of Mirounga angustirostris (Northern elephant seal), 3742 nucleotides long. RefSeq names its product phosphodiesterase 4B (gene PDE4B). Gene Ontology annotation, molecular function: transmembrane transporter binding; 3',5'-cyclic-AMP phosphodiesterase activity. Bases 87 to 1781 code for a protein of 564 amino acids. NCBI's taxonomy places the organism in Eukaryota, Metazoa, Chordata, Mammalia, Carnivora, Phocidae. Gene Ontology annotation, biological process: signal transduction. The record is from RefSeq and is a predicted model, not a curated record. The transcript is spliced from 10 exons. Gene Ontology annotation, cellular component: cytosol; perinuclear region of cytoplasm; nucleus.